CAAGCGAGGGGGGCCGAAGUCAGGUGUCCACGCGGAGCGGCCGAGUGCACUAGAGCGAGUUUGCCCUCGGAUAGCUGUGCCCAGUGCCUCUGCCUUGGGGACACCGGCCCCAUAGGACUCUCCAGAGGCAAAGGGCGAAGAGGAAGAGCCGGGGCUUGCGUAGGUACUACAUGCCCGACACCCACCUCUGUGGAACAUGCAGACAUCCGGGUCAAGAGUUACAACGUGAACUCCAGGGAGAGGUAUGUUUGUAACUCUGGUUUCAAACGGAAAGCCGGCACAUCCAGCCUGAUUCAGUGUGUGCUUAAUGAAACCACAAACAUCGCCCACUGGACAACUCCCAAUCUCAAGUGCAUCCGAGACCCCUCCCUGACUCACCAAAGGCCAGUGCCACCCUCCACAGUAGUGACUACAAGGGUGACCCCAACUUCAGAGAGCCCCUUCCCUUCUGGAAAAGAGCCAACAGCUUUAUUUCCCAAGUCAGACACCACAGUGGCCACAGAGACAGCUAUUAUACCGGGCACCCAGCUGACACCAUCCCAGCCAGCUUCUGCAGGAACCACAGGGAUAGGCAGUCAUGAGUCCUCCCAGACCCCAUCUCAGACAACAGCAAGGGUUCUGGAAUCCACGCCUUUCACCUCCCACGAGAUAACAGGUGUCCAUCCAUACAGCUCCAAACAGGCCAUUGUCACCAUCUCCACAUCUGUCAGCACGUUUUGUACGGUGUUGGUGAUGCUUCUCCUGCUGUGGUGCUUCAGAUCAAGGCAAACUUCCCAACCACCUGCUGUUGAAGUGGAACGUAUGGAAGUAAUGCCAAUGACCCCAGGGACCAGCAGUAGAGAGGAAGAAGACACGGGAAUUUACCCACACAGCCCCUGAAACUUGGGGAAACCAUCCAGUUAGGCCUUGUGUGAAGGAGCCAGCUCUGCUUUCCUAAAAGAGAACCUGGAAGAGACACAAGGAGCUGGGCACCAGGAAAAAGCCAGAAUAGUCAAAGGUCCCUGGUGUGAUCUUAUCAACUGUGUCCAGGCACCUCCCCAUAUGGACACUGCCCACCUGGAAAACCUCAGUACAGAAGCCAGCUUCCCAAAGUGUGAGCAGCUGAAGCUCUCCUAGGAGAGGCUGAAGGCCUCCAAAAAUACCUCUGACUUCACUCUGACAUUUUUCAGGACCACUUAUCCACUUGCCUGUCUGUUCCAUCCAUCAUGCUGACUUGCAGUAUACAGAGAUCAAGAAUAUACCUGAGGUCCACCAGUUCAUUCCAAGGAUCCUCCUAGCAUGAAAGAUGUCUACAGGGAAGACAUUGGCAUUUGAAAUCCUAGAAACUGUCUCCAGUGCUCUGUGCCUAUCGAAAGGGAGCCAAGAAAGACAGAAGAGAUACUGAGCCAAUGAGUCCUCUUAAUUUAAGUAUUCAGAAAGAAGCAAACUGAACUCAGUGACAUUUUACAUAUAUAUGCAUUUAUAUUUAUACUUCCUUAUCUGUUAUAUCUACAUAUUGCAUGUGAUUUAUAUUUUGAAAGUGCCUUGUAUAAAUAAAAUAUCUAUUUUUCAAUACAAAAAAUUCACUAAAAGAAUCACCAAGGAGAAAUGGUCUCUAAAGGAAAAAGAUGAGAGUG
Messenger RNA from Castor canadensis (American beaver), 1616 nucleotides. Lineage: Eukaryota; Metazoa; Chordata; Mammalia; Rodentia; Castoridae. The record is from RefSeq and is a predicted model, not a curated record.